Molecule: messenger RNA, 1338 nt
Organism: Chelmon rostratus (copperband butterflyfish)
Lineage: Eukaryota; Metazoa; Chordata; Actinopteri; Chaetodontiformes; Chaetodontidae
Product: transmembrane protein 25
Biological process (GO): negative regulation of excitatory postsynaptic potential
Source: RefSeq, a predicted model, not a curated record
AUGGCUCAGUUCCUGCUUUCGUCCGAGGUGCUCACACAGAUCACGUGGCCCAGAUUGCAAGCAAGCACUAGACAUUACUCAUUCCCCUCGCAGAGCGUGUGCAUGAUCGCCAUCAAUCCAAGCAGACCUGUGAAUGCUUUGUGUUGUAGGUGUGUGUGCGUGUACGGUGCUCCGUGGGCCAGUAUGCAGCGUGUGUGUCUGAGAAGGUGGGCAUCGGGCUCUGCUGUUGUGUUCCUCCAGACAUUGGCCUUAUCCUGGACAGGUGCAAUUGAGCCUGCCCCUAAAAUUGAUGGACGGCACAGGGCACUUGUGACACUGCAGGAGAACAUGACACACCGGUUCAACUGCCAAUCAGACGGCUGGGAUCCCCGUGCCCCUCCUUUGCUAACCUGGUACCUGAAUGGGGUGCAGCAGAGAGAGCCGCCACCCCACCGCGGGCGCCUGGUGAUGACAACGCAGGAAGAUUCUGAGGUCAUGAGACCGGGGACCAACCACAACAGCACCUACUCUCUGCGCGCCAGGAAGUGGGACAGGGAGCUGGUGUGUGUCGCAUCAAACCCCCGGACAGGAGAGAGCUACAACGCCACGAUCACACUCAAUGUCCAGUUUCAGCCAGAGAUCCUCAGGGUGAACGCCCACUACAGUGAAACCUCAGACCCCGGCCUGUCCCUGGUCCUGUUCGCCUUGGUACGGUCCAACCCGCCUGCCACCAUCACCUUUGUCGACCAGUCCGGCCAGUUGGUGGCCAACACCUCCGACUUCCUCAUCCUGGACUCGCGAAGCUACCCCUGGUUGACCAAUCACACGCUGAGGGUCAUGCUCAGUAGCCUAUCAGGAAAUGUCACGCUAAACGCCAGCAACAGUGUGGGAACGGUGCAGAGCAACCUCACACUGGCAGAGUUCCUGCAGUCUCGUGUGGAGGUGCCCAUGCUGGGAAUAGUGACCGGAGGGGCGAUGGCCUUCAUGGCCCUCCUCAUCCUCAGUCUGAUUGUUCUCUGCCUCAUGCAAAAAAACAAGAUCAAGUCCUUUGAUGAGCCAGUGGAGAUUCUGAUGACCAAGAAAAGUGACUCUGCUAAUCUGAGGCCAGAGAAAGCUGAUAAGACUCAGAUCCCGAGAGAGAACAUGUCUCUGCCUUCCAACAUGCAGCUCAAUGACCUCAGCACUCUGAGAAAAGCCCGAGAGGUCGCCCAGCAGAACAGUGUGGGAGAGGAGAAAAAAGAGGAAGAGGAGGAGGAAGAUCUGUCUUUAGCCUACGCCGCCAGAGGUUUCGCCAGAUAUCCGAUGGUGGGCUACAUCUAUAAGGUGAACAGCACAAGCAGUGAGGAGAUCUGGCUCUGA